Suillus discolor is the source of this 1878-nucleotide messenger RNA. Its product is annotated as P-loop containing nucleoside triphosphate hydrolase protein. Gene Ontology annotation, molecular function: GTP binding. The record is from RefSeq and is a predicted model, not a curated record. Gene Ontology annotation, biological process: tRNA wobble uridine modification; tRNA methylation. The coding region runs from base 266 to 1765 and encodes 499 amino acids. Gene Ontology annotation, cellular component: cytoplasm. The transcript is spliced from 5 exons. NCBI's taxonomy places the organism in Eukaryota, Fungi, Basidiomycota, Agaricomycetes, Boletales, Suillaceae.
CGGUUGACCCCCUUCUGCAUUGCUAAUUAAUAUCAUACCCUUAUCAAGGGCUACACAGCCAUUGCACCUGGGCGACAGUUAACUCUGGCUACUUAGAGCAUGUACAUCCAACAUCGUUCUAACAGCGUAUGGAACAUGCAGUACCCUUGCGUCGUAGUUCAUUUUCCCUGAUUUGGCACCUGAACUACCUCAAGAACACCAAACGCAAAGUCAAUACCUGCCCUUCGCUUUUUCCUGUCUUGUCUGGAGUUGAUCCAUCUUUGCAAUGUCGUCUGUUGGUGGCAAAUUAUGUACUAGUGAGGCUUCGAAUCACAAAGAGGAAACCUGCAAUGUUGUCAUUUUUGGAGAAACAGGCGCUGGCAAAAGCUCCUUGAUCAAUUUGGUCGCUGGGACGCGAACGGCGCUGACGUCCUGCACUGCUGUGGGAUGUACAACUGAAACAAAUGUGUACGACAUUUCAAUUCCGAGUCAGAACGAGACCUUGAAGGUCAAGCUUUUCGAUACAGUCGGUCUUGGCAAGGGUUUUGAAGGAGAAGUCUCUGAUAAGGACGCUCGAAGAGCUCUGAAAACGCUCCUUCGAGAUCUUAUGAAGCAAACUGACAUCCAUCUCCUCAUGUACUGUGUACGGGGUGCGAGAGCGACGAAGGCGCUCUAUCGCAACUACAAUUUAAUCCGCUCGGAAGUGAAGGAGAGGGUUCCAAUCGUCCUUGUCGUGACUUGUUUGGAAGACCGUGAACCAGAAAUGGAAGACUGGUGGAGGGAUAACGUGCGAUCCAUCUCAGACUUCGGGAUGACCUUUGCUGGUCACGCAUGUGUCACCACAGCGACUAUCGACAGAUAUGCAGGGGAUGAGCUCGAGCGGCGCCACAAACAGUCAUACCACGCCGUCUCUCAGCUUAUCGAGAAGUGUCGCUCGAAAGGGGGUCAACGUCCACUGUCGGAUGCCGGCGAAAGGCAACAUGACACUAUCCGCCAGGUAUCUCCUAAAAUGGCUACAAGCAAGAACAGGCAUAAAACUAUCGUACUGUUUGGGGAGACAGGAGCAGGAAAAAGCUCACUCGUCAACCUCAUGGCGGGAAAGGAGGUAGCACGUACAUCUCCUGACACGCAACGCUGUACAAUGCCACAGUGGAAUGAGUAUACUAUCGACUUCGACGGUGACUCGUACACGGUUUUCGAAACCAUCGGGCUCGACGAAUCGCAGCUAGAAAUCAAAGAGUACCUCGAAUCUGUCGAAAACGCCUAUAAGCUCGUCAGGGAAUUGGAUAGGCGAGGCGGCAUUGAUCUCCUUCUAUUUUGCGUUCGCGCCGGCAAAAUCACUACUACGCUUCAAGGCAAUUAUUGGCUCUUUCACGAAUUCCUCUGCAAGAAGAAGGUUCCCAUUGUUCUCGCCGUCACGAACCUUGAACGAGAACAAAGGAUGGAGGACUGGUGGCAGAGAAACGAGGGCACCUUCGACAAGUAUCAGAUAAAGGUCGCCGGUCACGCGUGCAUCACUGCUGCCAAUAGAUCGGACGACAGACACAAAGACCUUUACGAACAAUCACGCAUCACGAUCCGCAACCUCGUACAGACUUUUACUGCUGACGGGCAGAAGCAGGCAUGUAUGAGAGGGCACAGCCUGCUCGUGUCGUUGAUGCACAAGCUGAAGGAGUUACUUAUAGGGGGUUUGAGUGUGAGAAGGAAGGAUCUUGUCCCCCAUCUCACGAAGCGUUGUGGAAUGUCUCCAGAGGUCGCAAAACAGUUGAUUGAUAUGAUCGAGUAGUUUGACCUCCCAUCGAACUCAUACCUCAUCUGAUUAUAGACUGUCGUCGUCGGUAAUACGGCCUUACCUUGAGGGUCUCCAUGUAAGUAGACAAACGUGAAUUUGAUGUAAAU